CCUGUCCCGGCGUGGGUGACCGCGGACCCGGCCAGCCCCGCCCGCUGGGGCCCGCGCCGUCGGAAGAGCCCCGUGAUCCAGCAGGUUGCAGGGUUCCAGCGCAGCCGGCAAACCCGAUCCGGGUUGCGUUUCUCAUCCUGGAGGACGGCCCCAGGUCUUUCGGGGAUCUGUGUCUGCUCUCCGAUGAGCCACUGUUCGCGCGGCAGUAUGGGUGUGCGUCUCUACCGAAGAUAAAGAUGACGCCCCUCCAGUGGCUGCACAGUGGUGGGGAACCUGCGGCACACAGGUUGCGUGUGUUUCCUGUAGGACUAAAGAACACCUUGACUGAAAUGGAAGAAGCCAGGCUGUUCUACUAAAGGACCACGUAGAACAAAAGCUCACACAAAGAGAGGUCCCAGCCCUGCCGACAUCCCAGUCGAGGCUCCAGACUCGUGAAUAAUGCCAUCCGGAAUACUUCAGCCAGACCGAUAGAAAGGCCCUGCCCAGUUCCUUGUUAUGUACCCACACGGUGCUGCAUGUGCCCCACGGAAACAGAGAAGAAGAAUGAUCUACCCCAAAGGUGGACUUGCUACCACUCAUCUCCUAACUGCUUAAAACUGUAAAAUUACCUUUGUUUCCCUUUUCAUAGUUCAAGUAUGUUAGCACCAGUUUCUAAUUAAAGGCAAAUCAAAGUGCCACAUUUCUGAUCCCCUUUGCAGCCCCGGUGUACUUCAAACCUGUAGGAGAAGUUAGCCUUGACACUGAGGCAAGGAGAGGCUUCCUUCCCUCCCCUUCUCACGCUGGGGUUGUGGCCUUUCU
Chinchilla lanigera (long-tailed chinchilla) is the source of this 798-nucleotide messenger RNA. RefSeq lists its product as uncharacterized. NCBI's taxonomy places the organism in Eukaryota, Metazoa, Chordata, Mammalia, Rodentia, Chinchillidae. The record is from RefSeq and is a predicted model, not a curated record.